CGCGGGAGUUGCCAAACAAUGAUUGGAACAACCAAAAGUCAAACCAACGUCCGAUAAUAUCAAUUAAAUCAAUUAACUAAUCUCCCUCGAUAAUCCAACGCGCUUCCUCUGGAUCUCACAUAAUCCUCACACCUCAACCAAAAAUAAUGUGAUUUUGAUAUUUUUCUCUUUUCCCUAUUCUAACAGAUUUUCAAAAAAUCCUAAAGAUGGCGAACAUCGCCGUGACCCUAAAACGCGGAAUCUCACGACAAUUCUCCUCAGCAUCUCUCCGCCGCACGCUAAGCCGCCAGUUCACGCGCCAAUCAUCCCACGAUCCUCGCCGCAACAACAUGCGGUUCAGCUUCGGCAGACAGUCCUCCCUCGAUCCGAUUCGCAGGAGCACGGAAGGAGGCUCUAACCAUCAGCUCGCGGUGCCUGAUAACCUCGACGCCACGAUGCAGCUUCUGUUCGUGGCCUGUGGGGGAGAUGUUGAAGGUGUGAAGGAUCUGCUUGAGGAAGGGAUUGAUGUGAAUAGUAUUGAUCUUGAUGGGCGCACGGCUCUUCAUAUAGCUGCUUGUGAAGGUCAUGUUGAGGUUGUUAAGCUUUUGUUGACUAGGAAGGCUAAUAUUGAUGCUCGUGAUCGUUGGGGAAGCACGGCAGCUGCGGAUGCGAAGUAUUAUGGGAACAUGGAUGUUUACAAUAUUUUGAAAGCCCGUGGUGCCAAAGUUCCGAAAACCAAAAGGACACCGAUGGUUGUUGGGAAUCCUCGUGAAGUUCCUGAAUAUGAGUUGAAUCCACAAGAACUUCAGGUUCGGAAAGCUGAUGGUAUCUCAAAGGGAAUAUAUCAAGUGGCUAAGUGGAAUGGGACUAAGGUAGCUGUCAAGAUACUUGAUAAGGAUCUCUACAAGGAUAAUGAAACCAUAGAAGCCUUCAAACACGAACUUACUUUGUUAGAAAAGGUUCGUCAUCCUAAUGUUGUGCAAUUUGUUGGAGCUGUAACUCAAAAUGUCCCCAUGAUGAUUGUGUCUGAGUAUCAUCCUAAAGGUGACCUUGGGACUUAUCUUCAAAAGAAAGGACGCCUUUCUCCAUCCAAAGUUCUAAGAUUUGCCCUCGAUAUAGCCAGGGGAAUGAAUUAUCUUCACGAGUGCAAGCCAGAACUAGUAAUCCACUGUGAUCUAAAACCCAAAAAUAUUAUGCUAGACAAUGGAAAACAUUUGAAGGUGGCGGGAUUUGGAUCAAUAAGUUUUUCAAAGCUAUCAUCUGAUAAAUCAAGACUCCUUAAUCACGGGGCUAUAGAUCUUUCAAACUACUGUGUGGCGCCUGAGAUUUACAAAAAUGAAAUAUUUGACAGAAGUGUGGAUUCAUACUCUUUUGGUGUCUUAUUAUAUGAGAUGAUUGAAGGACAACCCUUCCAUCCUAAGCCACCAGAAGAGGCAGUGAAGCUAAUGUGUUUGGAAGGAAGAAGACCUUCCUUUAAAACCAAGUCCAAAAAUUGUCCCCAAGAGAUGAGAGAAUUGAUUGAAGAGUGCUGGGAUGCGAAAGCUGUUGUUAGGCCGACAUUUUCUGAGAUCAUAGUUCGAUUGGAUAGGAUCCUUGUACAUUGCUCAAAACAAGGGUGGUGGAAAGAUACAUUCAAGUUUCCUUGGAAAUAGUACAGAGGAGCAGGAGAGGUUUAGCAAAGAAGUCAGCAAUUCAAGAGCUCACUUUCUCAUGUUUUACAAUAAAAGCGGUACAAAGAAUACAAAAAGAAACGGUGCGCCUUCUCCCAUUUGUCUAUGUCUUGUUGUGUAAGAAAAUGUAUUACGUCGGAAAGUACUUCAUUGAGCUAUAUAGACUUCUCUAAUGCACAGAACUGAGCAUUGCGAGAUUACAAUGUAUCAUAUUCAUAUAAGUAGCACGAAAGCACUUCAUUCUUGUUGUCUCAAAGUCGAAGGUCUUUUUUUUUGUAAGAUAUAGAAAGGAGUUAACUACACAUAAUUCAUAUACCAAGAGUCUGAUUCUCAACCAAAUAUAUGAUUACUCAGGAAAUUGUACAGAAGACCAAAAGGUCGUUAUAGAAAGGAUCAUCUUUCAAUUUCUUAAGUCAAAAGAGCAACAACCUCGUCAAUGUUCUUGUCGGAAGUACCUCCUUCAGAAACAGCCUCACGAGCCAACACCUUUAACUUCUCAACAUUCCUCCUCAUCUCUUUCCUUUUCUCUCCUUCCAUAACCUCAACAAUGCAUCUCGCAAUCUCUUCCUUACUCACAAACCCUUCUUCAUCAGCCUUCACUCUCACCCCAAUCUUCCACACAUCCUCUAUAAACUUAGCGUUUGUAG
Messenger RNA from Eruca vesicaria subsp. sativa (arugula), 2296 nucleotides. Lineage: Eukaryota; Viridiplantae; Streptophyta; Magnoliopsida; Brassicales; Brassicaceae. The record is from the annotation of a GenBank genome assembly.